AUGACCGGACAAAAAGUUCUCUCCUUGAUCUUGGUUACCACUGUCCUCAGUGUCCAUUCAGUUCUGGAGGCAUCCGCAUUCCUUCCACAACAAUACCGAACAAUCUAUACAUCAGACGAUGUCACUUCUUCGGCACUUUUCAUGGCCAAAGCCGCCAAGAAAAAGAAGAAAAAGCCUAGUGGUGGUGGCGGCUUGAAAGGUUUUGGCUCUCCUGUCAGCAAAGAUUCCUCUGGCGCCAUGUCAAAUAUUGAACUGGAUCGAUCUGUCGAUGCUCUAGCCUUUUAUGAUUUUUUGGAAUCAAAUGAUGCCGGCGACAAUCUCAAACGAUGUGGAUUGGGUUUCUUUCCACUAGAAAAUGGUAUGAAACUGCGUGGUGUUGUAGCUUUGAAAACCAUCAAGAAGGGCGAUGUCAUUAUUCGGAUUCCGUACGAGUUGGCAGCAAAUCUGGGGCAAGAAGGCGCGGAUCCGACCAUUCCAGCCCAAGCCUUUCUCAAGGAUUACUGCGAUGUGUUGGGAGAUAGCCCUGGAGAGGGUGAUAUGGCACGUAAAAGCUACUACAAAAUGCUGCCACCGUACCGAGGAGACGAUUGCUUGGGUUCCACCGACUUUUUCUCGGACGAAACGUUGGAAGCUCUCCAAUCUCCCACGAUUGUCGAAGAGACGUUGAAACGACGAGAUUUGACCAAACUCCGAUUUGAGCGCGACAUUGAAAGCGAAGAUUCCCCCGACUUUCCAACUUGGAUCGAUGGAACUCCCGUCACUGUCGAUCACUUGCAAUGGGCUGUGUGGUUGAUUACUUCUCGAGUCUUGACGGUCCAAGGGGCGGAAAGUGACAAUAAAUCCUACCGACUCUUGAUUCCGUUCCUGGAUAUGUGCAAUCACGAUCGAUCCAGUCCUCAUAUUCUGACUGGUCGAGCGGCUCCAGGAAGAGAGCUCAAGGUUGUUGCGGGAGCAACGGUCAAAGAAGGUGAACAAAUCAACAUUUGCUAUGGUGGAGGCCAAGCUGGUAAUGAUCGAUUUCUACAGGAUUAUGGCUUUCUAGAUACUGGAGUUGACGGCAAAGCAUAUACCAUGGUGGCCCAACAAUUGCUGGGGAAGCGGCGAAUGGUGGAAGGAGUCAGCGCAGGCAAGCUCUUGUCCAAAGCUGAUCAAGAUAGAACACUUGAUUCUCUUCGAUCGACAGCAAUUGAAGCUGACAAGAAGCUUUUAGAAGAUACAGACGAUCCAGCUUUGAAAACUUCCAUAAACUAUCGAUUGGGAGUGAAGCAAGCCCUUUCCAAGUUUAUUGUAUUGCAAUAA
Cylindrotheca closterium is the source of this 1299-nucleotide messenger RNA. The record is from the annotation of a GenBank genome assembly. Lineage: Eukaryota; Bacillariophyta; Bacillariophyceae; Bacillariales; Bacillariaceae.